Messenger RNA from Cylindrotheca closterium, 1548 nucleotides. NCBI's taxonomy places the organism in Eukaryota, Bacillariophyta, Bacillariophyceae, Bacillariales, Bacillariaceae. The record is from the annotation of a GenBank genome assembly.
AUGAUGGGCGGCGGCUCAGGAGGGGGCACUAGCCCAAACUUCAAUCCACGGCCACCAACCACGUAUUAUCUUGCCAAUACGGGAGAGCAAGCGCAAACCUACUUUUUGGAUCAACAGGCAUCCACACAUCGGCGGCUUAAUCAAAAAAAGGACAUCCGAAACAGCAAAUGGAACAAUGAUAGCAGCAACAGUUUGAAUAGUCCGCGAGAUCAUACUACUCCGCGCAUCAUCAAUCGCAACGUACCAAUCAUUGACAUUAAACGAUCACUAUCAGGAGAUCUAUCCGCAUUGGCACGAAAGCCGCUCUUAUACAAAUCUUCUGGUGAUAGUGGGUACUAUGGCUCAAUCAACAACUCGGAGCGGCCUGAAAAUUUGUACACCAUUCGCUUUCAAGUUGUCGUUUGGAACAUUGGCAAGCUCGAUGUUGUGUCAGCAUCUGUCCCCAUGACCUUUCGAGUCACCCUGUUUUGGAAUGACAUUGAUGCGGAUGGCAUGCGAGACGACUUGACGGAAGAUGGGAGUUAUGUCUCCUCCAGCAGCAGAUCCAUUAAUGUGUGGCGGAUGCACGGCCGACAAAAAGCCGUACAACAAGAAAUUGCUGGCGACGCGGCCUCACUGCAACAGAAAAUGCUCGAAGUGCCGCCUUUGGCCAUUAUGAAUUGUUCGACGUUUGAAACUAUUGGGAGUCCGGAAGUUGACAUGCUGCAGGAGUCUUCGCGACUCAUGCGAUGGUCCUGCAUGUAUCGGGCCACUAUGAUUCAAGAAAACUUGCGAGUGGAUCAAUUUCCUCAUGACGAUCACGACAUCUACAUUCAAUUGGCAAUCUUGUCCAACCGAGGCAAGGGAAAGCAAUGGGAUCGACGAUUGUGGAAGCUCGGUUUGGCGACCUCGGAUGAUGCCCAAGGCUCAACUCGAGUGCCCCAUGGCGUCUUGGUGGACCAAGCUCGAUUGCCAGGCUUUUCCUACAACAAGGAACGAGGGCUUGACUUUAAAUUUGUUCGAAUGGAGCAUGGAGCCUUUGACAACCACACUGAGGAGUCGGCUGAGGAAUACCUUAAGGUGUCACUAAAUGUUCUCCGCGAGUCAGGGUACUACGACAACAACAUUGUUCCACUCUUGGCCUUGAUGAAUGUUGUCGCUGUGUCCGUCCUCACCUUUAAGGACACAGAAUUUUUCUACCGUGGUUUGAUCACUCUGAACAUUGCUUUUGUGGAAAUGAGCAUCCGGAUGACCGCUGAUUCCCACUUGCCUUCAGUGGGGUACGAGAUUCGAUUGCAAUCCGUUCUGAAUCAAUUUUUCUUUGUCCUCAUGCUGUUGGUCUUAGAGGCUAUGGUCGUCAACGUUUUGGUGGUCGACUAUCAAAUAUCCGCCGAUAUCACUCGCAAGAUUGAUGUGGCGACAGGAGCAUUGGCCAUCAUUCACAAUUUUUACACUGUUGCAUCCUACUAUGAAUCCGCUCGACGGGCUCGACGACGACUGAAUGGCAAAGAGAAAAGUUCCAAUGCAGGUAGGAAGUCUUUCCGUGGUAGAAAACCAGCACCUGUGUGA